This is a messenger RNA of Aplysia californica (California sea hare), 1206 nucleotides long. Its product is annotated as flocculation protein FLO11-like. Lineage: Eukaryota; Metazoa; Mollusca; Gastropoda; Aplysiida; Aplysiidae. The record is from RefSeq and is a predicted model, not a curated record. The transcript has a single exon. Bases 1 to 1206 code for a protein of 401 amino acids.
AUGGAGACGUCGGGUGCCUUGAAGUUGCUACAGAAACUUUUGGAAGCUGAAGAGGAUAAUGAGGAUGUCACUGAGAACGACUGUGAAGAAUACAACAACGCAGUCUCAUCUGUCCCUUCAUCGCUCGAUCCGAAGACUAUCAUUGCAUCAUUGAUUAGCCGUGCCAACUCAGUAUUGUCAAAUGGAGAGUCUGAACAUGCGGACAGCUCUAUGUCAGAUGAUGAUGGCGAUGAUCCUGACUAUGUGCCAACAACAAACACAUCUCUUUUAACUGAAAAUGACUCUUUCACUGUAACAGAAAAUGGCUCUCCCUCAGUGAAGACCAACCAGAAUGCUCUUGUUACCAGGAGUCCUGCCUCCAGACCCAGCAGAAGCCAGGACACUGACACUAGUGACACCACUGGUCCUGCUCCCAGACCCGGUAGGAGCCAGGACAAUGACACCACUGGUCCUGCUCCCAGACCUGGUACGAGCCAGGACAAUGACACCACUGAUCCUGCUCCUAGACCUGGUACGAGCCAGGACAAUGACACCACUGGUCCUGCUCCUAGACCUGGUACGAGCCAGGACAAUGACACCAUUGGUCCUGCUCCCAGACCUGGUACAAGCCAGGACAAUGACACCACUGGUCCUGCUUCCAGACCCGGUACGAACCAGGACAAUGACACCACUGGUCCUGCUCCCAGACCCGGUACGAACCAGGACAAUGACACCACUGGUCCUGCUCAAACAAAUCCGAAAAAGAGGCAGAGAAACCCAUAUCAGUGGAAAAAAAAUGUAAGGAAAAGCAAAAUAGCUAAAGGAGAAGCAUAUACAACAAAGACUGGGAAAGCUAUGCCAGCAAGGAAAACAGGCCAGAACUGUAAGUGCAGAUUAAAGUGUUUUCAGAGGAUAGGUGAAGACCAUCAGGACAAGAUCCUGCAAUCAUUCAAUGACAUUGGGAACAAACAAUGGCAGGAAAUUUAUUUACAUGGAUGUAUUGACAUGCAUGCGCCAAAGAGAAAGAGGUCUCGCAAUGGAGAAAGAGAAAAUGGAAAAGACAGCAAAUGCUUUACCUGUGAAUAUAGUGUCACACCAAAUGGCGUAAAAUUACAAGUAUGCAUGGCAAGCAUUCAUAGCCCUCCAUGGCAUUGGCAAGACUCGUCUGAAAAGGAUAAGAAAGCCAACAACUACGGCUCCCCUCAAGGACAUGCGUGGCCGUCAUGA